AUGCAUGGCUUUCGGUGGACAGGAGCCGGAGGCGUGCGGCUGUGGCUCUGGGGUGUGGCAACGGUGGUGCGGGAAGCGGGAGCGCAAGGCGGCGACGGUGAGGGCAGUGUUGCACGGCAGAAGAGCAGCGACGACGAGGGCAGUGCUACACGGCAGAAGAGCAGCGACGGCAAGGGGAAUGCCUCAAUGCAUGGCUUGGUUUAUUUUCUUACCAUGUGGGUUCCUUUUUAUAUCAGGAUCAGUUUGGGCCUUACUUGGGAGAUGCUGAAUGUCACUGGUACCUCUCAAAGAUGCUUUAUCUAUAAUGUGCUUAUAAGAAUGAACAAGUUCCUUGCAAAACUGAAUAAAUUAGACUGGAAAUCUAAGCAAAAACUGAAUGCACAGAUACCAAUCCUUCGAGCUCCACCCAAAUGGAAGCGGGAGCGCAAGGUGGCGACGGCGAGGGCAGUGCUGCAUGGCAGAAGAGCAGCGACGGCGAGGGGAAUGCCUCAAUGCAUGCUUGCAUCUAUCAGAUUUGAUGGUGUACAAAGCGAGAUCGUAGGUUCACUUCAGAGAAUUCUUGGUAGUUUGCUUGUGCUUGCUUUGUUAUUUCAAUCUAAAGAUUAG
Miscanthus lutarioriparius is the source of this 606-nucleotide messenger RNA. NCBI's taxonomy places the organism in Eukaryota, Viridiplantae, Streptophyta, Magnoliopsida, Poales, Poaceae. The record is from the annotation of a GenBank genome assembly.